Strongylus vulgaris is the source of this 597-nucleotide messenger RNA. Lineage: Eukaryota; Metazoa; Nematoda; Chromadorea; Rhabditida; Strongylidae. The record is from the annotation of a GenBank genome assembly.
GUGAUAUGGGUAAACAUGCCGUGGCCCCUGCCAGUUGAUUCUCGUUCAAUCUUGAAUAGAGCGGAUAACGCCGAAACGAGGCAUCUGAAUAGGAUGUUGAUCGUAGAUGCAAAUUUUCGAGCAUCUCAACUAUUCCGUGCUGCUGGUUAUGAUGUUCUUGACAUCGCUUUUUACAUGAGGAACCAGGCUCUUUAUGUUUACCGGGUAAAGGAUGGAGUACACUGGGAUUCUAUUGGAACGCGAAUUAUGUCUCAAUUAGUAGUUGGCCAUCUAGCUCGUUCGCUGAAUAUACCUCUUCCAGAGGUUAUUAUGAAGAAGCUGAAUGAAUUUGCAGAAGAUGCGCUCGCUUACGACCAGCAUAAAAAUUGGGCUGUCUACUCACUUCUUGCGUUUGAUAUCUCCACAAUCUCUGAGGGAACAAACGUGAAAGCUUCGUUUCCCGAAAUUCUUCAGCGAAGGAUUAGAGCUACAGUGCUGCGCAGUAUAAAGGAAGAAGAUCCUGAGUUAGUGGUUCUCGCAUCUUGUCAUUUUUUGUUCUUUGCUACUUGUUUAAGCAUAGACCGCAUCAAGAUCACUCAAUUCUUUGCGAAUAACUAG